AUGAUACUACUUAAGAACUUUCCUCCAAUAAAAGUCGAAGUCGUGAAUGCCAUAAAGCUACUGAAAUGCGAGAAAGAGGCAGGACCGUACGGAAUCCCGCCAGAAGCACUGAGAACAGACGCAGAGACAACAGAGGACAUGCUCAUACCACCACUGCAGAAGGUUUGGAAGGAAGGAAAGAAGGGAAGGUACUUGCAGAUUGGAAGAAGGGCUACCUGGUCAAACUCCAAAGAAGGCAGACCUCAGUGUUACCAAGAAUUGGCGCGGAAUCAUGCUGCUGUCCACCCAAUGCAAGCAAAAUAUUAA
This is a messenger RNA of Heterobilharzia americana, 306 nucleotides long. NCBI's taxonomy places the organism in Eukaryota, Metazoa, Platyhelminthes, Trematoda, Strigeidida, Schistosomatidae. The record is from the annotation of a GenBank genome assembly.